This is a messenger RNA of Oppiella nova, 495 nucleotides long. The record is from the annotation of a GenBank genome assembly. NCBI's taxonomy places the organism in Eukaryota, Metazoa, Arthropoda, Arachnida, Sarcoptiformes, Oppiidae.
AUGAAUGGAUAUAACAUAUUGUUUGUUACAUUUGAUGAUUUGGUGUAUGGAUUGGGAUCUAAUUCCUUUGGUCAGCUCGGGUUAGGCCACAGAAAUAAAGUGGAAGAACCGGUAGAAGUGAUUGAAUUAAGGCAUCAAAACAUACAACAAUUUUUCAACGGAUAUACCAUUGUAUUGGCUGUCAAUACAGAUCAACAGGUAUUUAGUUUUGGUAUCAAUAAAUGGGGACAAUUGGGACGGGAUGUGGAUAGGGAUGGCUGUCAUAAACCAGACAUUUAUCAGAAAAAGAGAAACAAAAUGUUUUGAAUGAAACGCAAUCUUGUGAAACUUCGGUCAGAAUAUAUGAUUCAAUACUACUAUUCAUGGAUUGAAUGCAAUUGUCUUUACUUUCAAAUGGAGUUAUGUUUAAAUAAUCUCAAAAACCUUUUGGAAACCAAAAAACCAAAUAAUGAAUUGAUGACUGGUUUUGAUUAUUAUAUUUCGUAUGAAAUAUAU